UGGUUUUGUACGGCUUGCACCACUGCACCGCUCUCUCGGCGAGACAGUCCAAUUUAUGCAUUACGGCUAUGUAGGCACUACACGAUAUCAAAACGCUGUGCCCGGACCUUACUCCAUUCACCGUUGCAAUAUUAUCUGAAUUUCGCAAGUGCCUACACGACUAAAUUGUAACACGCCACGCUACGCUACAUAAAUCUUACGCUUCACACGGGGGACAAAAAAAAUACUAUAUUCGCAGUGCUUUACGAUAUUUGUUACGUUCGUACGGGGAACCCGUGAGUUUGAUAAAAGAAUUUAAAAAGAAAAAAAAGUGUUUACGAUAAAGAGGAAAAGAACAGGAGGAUAUCGAUAAAAUAGGAUCGAAAAUACGUUAUCGUACACCGUCGUGUAUUGGACGUCAAUCAUAAUAUGAAUCAUACGAUUUCGCAUAAAACAACGUGACUCUGUAUAUUGUGUGUCGAGAAACUGGUGCUCGGUUAUAUUACACAGGCUUCGUUAACUAAUCAACCCUUCGCAACAAUUAAUCGGCAAAGAAGUGUGGUUUUUCUGUUGCUUUAGCUAUGGCAGAGGGGAAUGGGGAAAUAAAAAUGGAGGAAAAGCAGUCCAAGGAGGAGAUGGAAUAUGUGGAAAGGACAGAGGAUUAUGCAAAACUGAUCCAGUAUGGACUCGAUGAGAAAGUUGCAGCAAAACUUGACGAAAUCUAUAAGACCGGCAAGCUAGCUCACGUGGACUUGGAUGAGAGAGCAUUGGAUGCAUUAAGGGAGUUUCCAGUGGAAGGUGCAUUAAAUGUACUCACGCAGUUUCUUGAAUCUAAUUUGGAACAUGUCUCCAACAAGUCUGCAUACCUCUGUGGUGUUAUGAAGACAUAUAGGCAGAAGACUAGAGCUGGACAAGGAACUGGCACCAGUACGACAUCCAAAGCACCAGACGAGGAUAAAAUUAAGAUGAUACUCGAAAGAACUGGAUACCCCUUAGAUGUGACGACGGGACAAAGAAAAUACGGCGGUCCACCUCCUAAUUGGGAGGGUCCUACUCCAGGAAAUGGUUGCGAGGUGUUUUGUGGAAAGAUCCCAAAAGAUAUGUACGAAGAUGAGUUGAUUCCAUUAUUUGAAAAAUGUGGAAAAAUUUGGGAUCUGAGGCUGAUGAUGGACCCCAUGACAUGUACCAACAGGGGAUAUGCUUUUAUCACAUUCACUAACCGGGAGGCUGCACAACAGGCUGUUAGAGAGCUGAAUGAUUAUGAGAUUCGGAAAGGCAAAAAGAUUGGUGUUACCGUAUCUUAUAACAAUCACCGCUUGUUUGUGGGAAAUAUUCCAAAGAAUCGAGACCGAGAUGACUUGUUCGAAGAGUUUACAAAGCACGCACCUGGCCUGACCGAGGUGAUUAUCUACAGCUCGCCGGAUGACAAAAAGAAGAACAGAGGCUUCUGCUUUCUGGAGUACGAGUCUCACAAGGCAGCCUCCUUAGCUAAGCGGAGGCUGGGCACUGGCCGAAUCAAGGUCUGGGGCUGUGAUAUCAUAGUUGACUGGGCCGAUCCUCAAGAGGAGCCUGAUGAGCAAACCAUGUCCAAAGUACGCGUGCUAUAUGUAAGGAACCUGACACAAGACUGCUCAGAAGAGAAACUGAAGGAGGCCUUCGAACAAUAUGGGAAAAUCGAGAGGGUGAAGAAAAUCAAGGAUUAUGCCUUCGUUCAUUUUGAAGAUAGGGAUAAUGCUGUUAAGGCGAUGCGCGAACUUAAUGGGAAAGAGAUCGGCGGCUCCCAUAUAGAGGUGUCGCUUGCGAAACCUCCGUCCGACAAGAAGAGGAAGGAAGAGAUCCUGCGGGCCAGGGAGCGUAGAAUGAUGCAGACCAUGCAGGGACGCAGCGGGGGCUCUCCGUUACAUGCUAGCAUGCUGGGGGGUCCGAUGCCAGUCCGUGGGCCUGGUCAGGGGCCCCGCGGAACUGGCGCGGGCAUGCGGGGACCAAUGGGACGUGGCGAUUAUGCUCUCAAGGACAUAGAUUAUGAUUACGACUAUUACGGUUAUGGGGAUUAUCGAGGUGGCUACAGUGAUCCAUAUUACGAUGACUAUUAUCGAUACGAAGAUUACUAUUUCGAUUAUGCGCCGCCUCCGCCACCUGCCAGAGGGAGAGGCAGGCAGCCUCAACCGGCUGGUCGUCGUGGACGUGGAGUAGUGCCGCCGCGUGGCCGGGUCGGUGGCCCCCAGGCCCGUGGGCCGGUCAGUCGGGGACGCAACCCCGCAACCUCAGGGGCUCAUGGGGCCCAGCGACCGGCCGCCCGUGGGGGGGUCCGCGCCAAGGGAAGUUUACCAGGUGAGGAUGCAGGUAAGCGAAAGUUUGACGGGGGUCACCAGAACCAGGGGGAAUCUAAACGUCGCUUCCAGAGCAGCUGGGGAAACCAGCCUCUCGCCCAACAACCACUGGGCAAUGCGUACGGAUUGGCGAGUGUGAACGGUGGCAGUGGCGGCGGCGGCGGCGGUGGCGGCGGCGGCGGUGGUGGUAGUGGUAGUGCCGGAAGUUUUGGUGCUGACAGAGGAGCGUCAUCGGGAGGUGCGACUUCCGGGGACGAUCACGAGUGGUACCAGGACUCGUAUCAGUCGUGGAGCUAACUUCCGCCAGUAGUUUGUGAGCGAGUAAGCGCGCACCUGGAGAACGUGAGAACCGGAAGGAGAGCUACGUCGAGGCGCAGACGUUACAUCGACAAGGUGGAAUCGAGAGGGACGCCACGAACUACUAGGAGACGGGGUAGCGGUAGUCCGAGAGGAAGAGGAAGAGGAUCGACGGGAAGAUGAAGAUGAGAUAUCCGGUGUGGAAGACGAAGAAGAUGAAAAAUAUGGAGAGAGAUUUAAAUAAGGCAUGGCAAUGGAAUGGCGACACGACUAAUUAAUAACAAUCGCAAACGCCCGAUUAGCGCAUACGUUUACCAUACACAUCCUAGAAACACGUUUUAACAUCAGUCAAAUCAGCGUAGGACGUUCUCCGUCAUACGUUAAUCGUCAAUGACAGAACCGAUAAUAAUUAAAAGUAGAUAGUAAUUCAUUUUUAUCUACUUUACUCGCCAACCUUUACUUCUGUAUCUUAUCGUUCUCGGACCGUUUCAACAACGCGAUGCACAUUAAUAACGACGUAUGCACCAGGGACGACUGCGAUUCGUGUUCUUCUGCGCCACCACCAUCGUCCGCUGUUUGUUGUGAUUAUGUACAGUGAUGUGCCACUGGGACUAUUAUUAAUAUUACAUUGGAGUGACCACCCACCCACCCCGUACUAUUAUUAUAUUAUUAUAAUACUACUACUACUAUAAGUACUACCUACUUACUACUGCUGCUGCUCUUACUAUUACUACUACUGCUACUACUCCUACUAUUACUACUACUACUAUUAAUACUACUACUACUGCAUUGUCACAUUGUUUACUGCCAAGCGUGAAAAAAAAAACAAGAAGAAGGAAUGCGACUAUUAUACGAGAGGACUUGUGGUUUUGGGAUGCGAGGAAACGACGUGUUGUUUCUCCGUGAAAUGGAACCGAAUCGGCGAUCGUUAACGUAUUACGGAUUUGUGAUGGCUCGUAUUAAGAUUUAAGUAUGCGGACUUGCGGUAGGCCUGCGGUUCACGUUUUUUUUUUAUACGUGACGAGAUGAAUCUGGAAUUCUUUAUGUAGGCGAAUCUGAGUGACGGCAAUGAGUCUCGUGAUCGUAUUAAGAGACAGAGAGAAAGCGGUACGUGAUUGAAAGAGAUAAAGAGUGUUGUCUGUAUGGUGUUAUUUGGUACGGGUGAGAGUGAGUCGAGUAAUAACAGUGAUUGAGAAAGUACGAGAGAGAGAGAGAGAGAGAGAGAGAGAGAGAGAAAGUGCGCGCUAGGAGUGUGCUUAACUUGCGACAGAGUGCGACAAGGUUGGAAGGUCGAGAAUGGAGGAAAAGCGACUUUUAUUUUUUCGGGAGGGAAUGUUAUGUGUGUGUAUCUCUUGUGUAUGCAUGGGUGCGUGGAGCGCGCCAAGCGCCGCCUAGACCUUCUAUUGUUGGUCUAUAAUGUGUACAGUCAGUGAAGAAAGAAACAAAAAUUAUUAUUAUUAAGGGUCAGGCGAGUUUUGCAAAAACGAUCAAGUCCUAAGUGUGAACAAUGGGGACGACGAAGAAAAUAAUUUAAAGGGGAUAAAAAGGAAAAAUUGUAGUUCACGUCGCUAGUCGACGUUCCCUAUGGAGGGGGAUUGUAUCUUUUUCUCGUGUCGUCCAAGACGGCCGCGACACGGUUUCUAUUUUUUUUUUUUUCAAAUCGGGAACGAAGGAAAUGUUGCUCACGAAUGAGAUAUAAAAAAAAAACGAAAAGAUAAGGAGAAUCGACUUGUAAAUUUUAAAUCUCUCUCGGUGACGGGGAAUAAAAAAAAAAAGAAAACUGUGAAAUUACGCGAGGCCCCGGCGCCCUCGCGUCUAAAUUAUAACGUAUUUAUUUGCUAGGGAUACGUUGGUUGUUUCGUGUGUUUAUUUUAAUUCGUUUUUUUUUCUUUUUUGUUUUUCUUCGUACGUUAAAACUAUAAUCACACGUUUCGUGAUCAACCCUUUUUCUUUCUUUUUUUUUACAUCGUACUCGUCUCUUCCACAAGCGAAAGUACGAGAUAAGAAAGUAACAAAAUGUUAGAUCGACCCCAUACGUCGUCGUUUAGGUACGAGGGGAUUGUAAUAUUUAAAAAAAUCGAGAAACGGCGCGGGAUAUUUAAAAAAAUAAGGAACGAAAUUUCAAAUAUAAAGAUCGAGACUAUGCGGGUUUCCCUUUUCACGUUCUCGAAAUUCCCUCUUCGUGACGAACGUACAGCGAGACGGAAGAAGGAAAAAUGAGAAUAGGACAAAACGGACAAAUCCGAAAUUUACCCGAACCGAUCGUGGAAUAAAUUUUUGUGCCAAUCGUUGAAAAAAAAGAGAAACAGAAAACAUUCGAACCGAUUGAAAAAUCUUAACCGAUACCGACCUUACCGCCCCGAGCAAAAGAAAAUUAAGUACACACACCACAUACAUACACACAGGCGCGUUAGUCAUUGCCGCAGUCUCCUGCAUCAAGGAGACACACGACUGCUGGCUGCCGCGAAUCGAUGACGAUCAGUGAGCAUGCAGAUAUCGAGAGUAGCGAGGGAAAAGGGGAAAAAAUAAAAAUAAAAAAUGCUAAAUAAACGAACGGUAAAAGUAAUCGCGGAUAGUAACCCUGUAGGACCCUUGGAAAAUUUGAUGGGAAAAAAAAA
This is a messenger RNA of Cephus cinctus (wheat stem sawfly), 5224 nucleotides long. It is a transcript of the gene Syp, whose product is annotated as heterogeneous nuclear ribonucleoprotein R. The record is from RefSeq and is a predicted model, not a curated record. NCBI's taxonomy places the organism in Eukaryota, Metazoa, Arthropoda, Insecta, Hymenoptera, Cephidae. Gene Ontology annotation, molecular function: mRNA binding. Gene Ontology annotation, cellular component: ribonucleoprotein complex; nucleus.